Molecule: messenger RNA, 2559 nt
Organism: Parnassius apollo (apollo)
Lineage: Eukaryota; Metazoa; Arthropoda; Insecta; Lepidoptera; Papilionidae
Source: the annotation of a GenBank genome assembly
AUGUUGGCUGUAAAGAAUUUUUUUAUGCCCGAAAAACGGGUUGACUCACCGCGAUUCUCUCGCAUGCCCGAGGCCUUGAUGAGGUCCAUAAGGAGGCGCUCGUUGAGGGUCAAGAGGACGAAAUCCCUUGUGCUUGUAAAUGAGAAAAGGAAGUCCGAUUCGUUCGUCAACAGUCAAGAAUGGACCGCAUCACGUGGUGUAACAGAAUUACGGGUAGGAGUCUUAGGCUCUCCAGACAGUGGAAAAUCUGCUCUGGUACAUCGAUAUCUUACCGGUGCUUACAUGCAAGAAGAAAGUCCAGAGGGUGGUCGUUUCAAAAAGGAAGUAAUAAUUGACGGUCACAGCUACCUACUGCUGAUAAGGGAUGAAGGUGGGCCACCGGAAAUGCAGUUUACGGCAUGGGUGGAUGCAGUAAUCUUCGUAUUUAGUCUUGAAAACGAAAUAAGUUAUAAGACUGUUUCAACCUACUUCAAUAAGAUGUCACACUAUCGUAAUUCGGCUGAAAUUCCAAUAAUACUGGUUGGUACUCAAGAUGCCAUAAGUGAAAGUAGUCCACGCGUAGUAGACGAUAAUCGAGCUCGUAAGUUGUCGAAUGAAUUGCGGAGAUGUUCCUACUAUGAAACAUGCGCGACGUAUGGCUUGAACGUAGAACGAGUAUUUCAAGAUGCGUGUCAGAGGAUUGUCGGUACGAGAUUGUCAGCUUCAUCACAGUGCCUGGCUGGGUCCAGGCCAGUUACACCGCAGCCUUUAGCAAAUUCACCAAGUCACAAUCACUCAUCCUUUUUAUACAAGGAUUCUCUGCCGCGGGGCCAUCACACGCUUUCUGCGUCGUCCCACCACUUACACCGGGGUGCUUCGUCCUUCGACGCUUCCUCCAACAGUAGCGGGAUCUCCUCCACCCACGUGGUCGAAAUACACAGCACCAACGGUUCUGACACCUCUUCGCGAUGGGGAAACUCGCUGGGCAGUCACGGAUCCUCGUCCGGGUUGGUUUCGAUCGCCACGGAGAACAACAACGUAAAAUUUACGGCGCCACAUUGUCUCGACAACCUACAGCCGGUGAAGGAUCCCAAGGAUCUCCCCACUCCAUCUUCAACCCCCACUACUUCGAGGAAGUCCCGGAGAAGAUCAAAUCUCUUCACGCCGUCCAAGAAAGGGGACGAUAGGUUUAAGAAUGGGGAGCUUGGUUCGGGGAGGGCGAUACCAUUGAAACAGGGGUACUUGUACAAGAAGAGCAGUAAAGCACUGAACAAGGAGUGGAAAAAGAAAUACGUGACUCUCUGCGACGAUGGGAGGCUCACUUAUCACCCUAGUUUACAUGAUUACAUGGAGGAUGUGAACGGCAAGGAGAUCUCACUGCAGUAUGUGACGGUCAAAGUGCCGGGACAGAAGCCACGGGGCUCGAAAUCCAUCAUCACAACUGUGCCCGGCUACAACGGGUACAGCAGCUUCGACAUCCACGACAGUAUCGGAGGAUUAUCACUAGGUUAUAAGGAGAAGCCAACACGAUUAACAGACAAAGCUCUUAUGUCAGCGUUUGAUACGUUGAAAGAACCGGCCUCAAGUAGGCAGUCCCUGGCGUCGGAAAUAGAAGUCGGCUCGACCAAUGGCACGGACAAAGAUACGCCUCAUGUCAAAAAGCGGCACAGGCGGAUGAAGAGCAGCGGGGUGAAGAAAGACGGUGAAGAAGAGGGUGAAAGUGCGACGUCGUGCGAAUUCACCAUCGUCAGUUUGGACGGAAAACGAUGGCGCUGGGAAGUAGGCAGUGGUACCGGAGCAGCCGCCGCCGCCGAGAGAGACGCCUGGGUUGCAGCCGUCGAAGCACAGAUUCUCGCUUCACUACAAGGCCGGACGUCCCGGCAGCCGGCACCAACGGGCGCGAACUCGACGGGCGACGUGCGCGCCACGCAGUACGUGCGCCGCGUCAAGGGCAACGACCACUGCUGCGACUGCGGUGCUAUGGAUCCCGAUUGGGCGAGCUUAAACCUUGGUAUACUAAUUUGCAUAGAGUGCUCCGGAAUACACAGAAACCUCGGAUCGCAUAUAUCGCGAGUGCGGUCGCUGGAUUUAGAUGAGUGGCCCUUGGGCCACGUGAGCGUCAUGGUGUCCAUAGGGAACGCGCUCGCAAACUCGAUAUGGGAAGCAGAUUUACGAGGCCAUAUCAAACCCAUCGCUACAUCCAGCCGAGAGGAGAAAGAAAGAUGGAUACGUUUGAAGUAUGAGCGGCGCGCGUUCCUGUCGAGCAGCGAGGCGAGCGUGAGCGGGGAGGCGCUGCGGGCGGCGGCAGCACGCGGCACCAUGCCCGCCAUCCUGCGCGCGCUGGCGGCCGCCGUGCCGCCCACAGCGUCGCACCGCGCGCACUGCGCCACCGAGCGCUCGCUCGCGCUGCGCGCCGCCCCGCCGCCGCCGGACACCUGGCCGCCGCGCAGCUGCUCGUGUGGCACAACGGCAACCCGAACUACCCUGACUCUGACGGACACACUUGCGUCUUCUACGCCAGGGCAGCAGCUAACCACUUGUCCGGGAUUCCAAUCCAGUACCCGAAGAACCUGCAGCUGA